Protopterus annectens (West African lungfish) is the source of this 3804-nucleotide messenger RNA. RefSeq names its product BAF chromatin remodeling complex subunit BCL7A (gene BCL7A). Bases 148 to 780 code for a protein of 210 amino acids. NCBI's taxonomy places the organism in Eukaryota, Metazoa, Chordata, Ceratodontiformes, Protopteridae. The transcript has 6 exons. The record is from RefSeq and is a predicted model, not a curated record.
UGCUGUUCUCGGCUGGUGCACGCAGGCGCAGAGCGUGCAGCAGCCACUAGCUGUGUUCGCAUUCUGAGUUCGAGGGGAGAGAACUACCGGUGAGGCUCAAAUUUAUUAAACCAACAGCAGCAGCAGUAGCAAGCCGCCGCAGCAGCAAUGUCGGGCAGGUCGGUUCGAGCUGAGACCAGGAGCAGGGCGAAAGAUGACAUCAAAAGAGUUAUGGCUGCCAUAGAAAAAGUACGAAAAUGGGAGAAAAAGUGGGUAACUGUUGGUGAUACGUCCCUCAGGAUCUAUAAGUGGGUACCAGUAGCGGAACCAAAGUCUGCCGAAGAUAAAAGUAAGAACAAAAAGAAAAGCAAAGAAGAAAAGUGUGGUUCUGAAGUGACAACUCCAGAAAAUAGUUCUUCCCCAGGGAUGAUGGAUAUGCACGAUGAUAACAGCAAUCAGAGCUCCAUAGCAGAUAGUUCACCUGUAAAACAAGAAACCAGUAGCACUCCAAGCCCAGCACCGGAGCAAAAUUCUGCUGCACAAGAAGGCACUGAACCCAAGUCAGAAGAAGUCCAUCCUGUUGCAAAAGAAACGCCCUGUUCUGAAGAUACUCAAGUUAGUCAAAGCUCCCAAUCCUCAUCAGAAAAUAGUGCAAUCAAUUCAGAAAAAGCCGACACACAGCCUUCUUGUGAAGAAGAUGCGGCUGUAGAAACAUCCAGAAACACUCAGGAAUCAGAAGAAGAAGCACCUCCUUCUAAAAAGAUGAAAACAGAGCCCUCUCAGGAGGAAGAGGACAUUUAGGGCAGUUGCUUGCAGUUUUUGUGGUCAGUUGUCAUGUCAGGUUCAUGAACAGGCCUCUUUAUGGAACAACAUUAUUCAAAGCAACUCCUGUUGGAAAAUGACUAAAAUCUUUUAAAAAAAUCCUUGCAUAUUCAAGCUGACAUAAAUCAGCAGAAAGUGGAACUUCAAAGACACUGAGGAACAUUUCCUGUGAAAUACAGACAUUUCUUUGUUACGCUCUUAAAAUGGUUGGAUGAAAACAAAACUCAGGAGGGUUUACGCACUGUUUUAAUUGUCAAAAUUACCUUUGUGUUUUUGCUGCUGUAUUUUUUUUCCUUUCUAUAUUCAUUGGUGUAAUAUUUAAAGAUGGUGCAGGUCAGAUAGUUACUUUUCACGUGAAAUUCAUUGCUCACAACAUAGUGUCCGCUUCAUUUGUGCCUUGUGUUUUUGAAAGCAGGACUGACAUUUUAGGGUUCGUUUGCAGUUGUCGUUUUUGCAAUUACCCUAUUUAUAAAAUGCCUUGUAGCAGAUUUACCCUUGUGUGAAUAUUUUAAAUAAUUUAGCAAAAAUAGAUGCUAUGAACGGUAAAGCCAUUUUCACAUUUUCUAAAAAAAAAAAAAAAAAAAGAGGGCAAAAUAAGAUGGAGAGCUAGAAAUAUCCAUGCAGUUACCAUGGUGCUUUAUGCCCCUUAUGAAAUUUAUUAGUAUUUCAUAUUCAAUGUUUUUGUAUAUUUUGCACAUGAGUUCUCUUAAAAGAAGCAGUAAGAUAAAAAAAUCAAGUAAAGAUAAUAAAAUGAACACAUAUGUAUGGAUACUAUUUAAAUCAAAAGUUUAUGGAAUAAAUCUGCCAGCAUGGACAGAUUUGAUCAUGUAUGAGUUUUGCUGGGAAUGUGUCAUAAACACAAAAUCGAUCACUUGUAGUCUAGAACUCAUGGACUAGACCACAUACAUAAUUUAAUAGCAAGGCUUAAAUGCUUACUUAUGGAUUUUCCAAAUAUGGAUUUCCCAGUGUGAAAAUGGCUCAGGUCUUGACUACUGUAUUGGUAACAGUAACUAGUUUGAUGUACUUUGACCUUUUAUUUUUUAAAGGUUGUAGUCCUCCUUUUUUUCAUGUUAAAUCCAUCUGUCAUAUCUGUUUCCCUAAUCUUCACAAAUUUACUCUGAAUUUACACACGGUAUACAUUUCGUUAAGGAAAAAAUGGUAUGGUCACCAUGUAUAGCAAAGGGGGUCUAUGGUUUGAGAGUAUUUUCUUUGUUGUCAGACCAUAACUAAAUAGCCGAAGAACAGAGGUACUUGUUGCAAGUAAACUGCUAUCCAGAUUAACACUAUUGCAGUUUUAGGAGUUGGAUAUGUGUGAACUCUACAAGAUGAUGAAAUGUCAAACCAGACAACCAAAAGUUAUAUUUGCACAGAAUAGGGUCACAUAAAUGUUGAGAUGAAUGUUCUAGAUGUAUGCUGUUUUUCUUUUAUUUACCUGCUUCACUGGCUGAUGUUUUCUCUAUGUAGAUACAUGUGUCUGGACGAUGCACAUGCGUGUUGUACACAUGUCCAUGUCCUGGAAUCAAAGUAGUUUACAUGUUUUAUAAGGAAGAUUCCACUGUCCGUCCUAUAGGGCAUUUUGAAACACAAAUUUCUUCCAUAGACAAUAAUUCAGUAGGAGAGCGAGCCUUCACUUAUUUUAAAUUGCAGAAUUCCAAGGAGACUUUUUUAAAUUAUUUUUGUUUGUUUAAGUUGCUUUGGCUGUAUAGGGAUUUGUCAUACAUUUAAAAAUGCAUAAUGUAAGAUAUUUUUUAUUUUGUGAGGAGUCAUUACUUGUAUCAGUUAGAGCUAUGUGCUGUGGUGGUUUAAUUUAUUGCAGUUUCACAAAACAUUAUGGGCACAUGUAAUUUUAAGUUAUGAAAUGAGAUACUAAUACCAUGUAAAAAAAGUUUGUUCAUGAAUUAAUAUGGUCAGAUGAGAUCAUUCUGAAACGACUGCUAAUAGGAUGAGGGAUGCUUUUAACAGUGAGUUCAUCGUUAACAUAAGGAGCUCAAAGGAUUCUACUUACUCAUAUUUCAUGGCAUUAACUCCAGCAACUUUGUAACAGGGACUGACUCUUUUUUUCUGCAUUAAAAAAGACCCACCUCCUCCACUGUUAUACAGGCAAGGAAAUCUGUGUCCCUAAAAACCACUUAUUUUAGUCUCCAGAUAAGAGGCUUUGGCAUUAUAUGGUUCUAAGGGCGUGAGUUGUUCUGACCUGAAAACAGAGUCCUCGAGACUGUUAUAUACACUAUUUAAAAGUGCCUGCUGUGGAGAAUGGGCCCGCAGAGGAAAAUGACUAUUUCAUUCCUAUUCAGUAGAGGGCGCACUUUACACCCUGUAGACUUGUGUGAUAAAGCAUUCACAUUGGCAAUGGGGCAAGUUUAGACUUUUAUUUUGUAUGACCUGUUGAAAAAAAAAAAAGGAACAUUUACUUCUACUUUUUCUGUAGGUAACAAUAUGCUAUAAAAUGAAUUGUAAAUAUAAAAGAAAUGCUUCCUUGCUACAUGCUAAAUGUUGGAGCCUCUGUUACUUUUUUUCCAUGAAACUCAUUUAAAACCCAGUAACCGUUGCAUUGUGUAAACUGAUAAAGUUGCAUUGUACAUGUAAAGGCCAUUGUGAGAAAGUUUUAGUUCUGAAACACCUAAAUACUUUUUUUUUUGUUAUGGAUUUAUUCCUUGGAAGUUUUGUGAAUGGAAAAUAUAGUCGUUUCACAUUCCAAAAAGUGCAGGCACUUACAAUAACUAGUAUGUCAAUGAGGCAGUAUAAAAUUUUUGUUUGGGGUGGGCAAUGUUUAUUUAGCAUUGUGUUAUACUAUCUUUGAAACUGGCUGCAUACAUGUAGCUUGUUUCAAAGAAGCUGGUGCAAGAUGUAAUGAAUUAGUUUUAAAAAUGGGAUUCUGCCUUCUUUCAGUUUGUGUUGUACAGCAGUAUGAGUUUUUCACUUAUUUAUUCCAUCAAUAGUUAUGGUUUGUACCAUGUACAAUGGUUCUGUUUCAGAAAUAAAAAAAAAACACACACACACAAA